This is a messenger RNA of Owenia fusiformis, 1871 nucleotides long. Lineage: Eukaryota; Metazoa; Annelida; Polychaeta; Sabellida; Oweniidae. The record is from the annotation of a GenBank genome assembly.
GAGGAAUCGAUAAAAGAAUGCUUAUUAAUUAAAAGGGGUUAUUCAGAUCUUGGUCAAAUGAAUUCUGUGUAGUGUGUUAUAUAAGUUGUGUAGUGUAAAACAGGAUAUAAGAACAAAAAUAUACAAUUUGUGUAUCAGGCUCUUUGAAUUAAUCGAUACUCAGCAACUAAACACAAGGAAAAAAAGUGCAAUUCAGAGAAGCAAUCCUUCCAUAUAAAAGGAAAUUCAUACAUAAUUCAACAAGGAAAUAGAAGGCUGUGCCUGAUCUUUGCUGUGAAAGGGUUUGAAGUGAACGCCAAGGGAUCGCAAAUCCAGAUAAACCUGCUACAUUUAACAUUGAGGUUCCAAUCGUAAAAAUGCUUUCUGAUCAAUACUUCUCGUAGAUCCAAUCACCUCUACACUUUCCAUUAGGAAGCAGGCUUUAAGGGUGAUACGUUCAGAAGUAGACAGCGAUUUUCAUUAUAAGUACUUGAUAACCAAAUUAGGUCAUUCAGAAUCACUUCAACACACAAGAUCACUUGCAGACAUUCGCUUCAUGGAGUAGGACAUUAAAAUUGAGGCUUAUACCAUAUAUGACUCAAUUUUUGAACUGGUACUUAAGCAAAUAUUAUGCUGUCAAUGUGAAGAGAAUAUACAAUCCUGAGUGGACAACAUAAAUCUCUAAAGCAUUGUUGCCUCACUCCUCUACCAGAAUGUUUGGGAAUAAGGUUACAAAAGACCGUUCAAUUCGUCUGCGGGUCAUGCCAGAGCAGAGCAAUGAUUACAGGGUUGUUGUCUUUGGAGCUGGAGGUGUCGGGAAAAGCUCACUUGUGUUACGGUUUGUCCGUGGCACGUUUAAGGAAAGCUACAUUCCAACAAUUGAAGACACAUACAGGCAAGUGAUCAGUUGCAAUAAGCAGGUGUGUACGCUGCAGAUCACAGACACAACAGGGUCCCAUCAAUUCCCUGCAAUGCAAAGACUCUCCAUCUCUAAGGGGCAUGCCUUCAUUCUUGUCUACUCAGUCAUCUCCAAGCAGUCAAUUGCAGAGCUAAGUCCCAUAUGGCGUGAAAUAUGUGAAAUCAAAGGUGAUACAUCACAAAUUCCCAUUAUGCUUGUUGGUAAUAAAUCGGAUGAGUUAUCACGCGAAGUAUCAACAGCGUUAGGUAUGGAGUUAGCCAAAAAGUGGGGAUGUGGGUUCUUGGAAACCUCUGCUAAAACUAAUCAUAAUGUAAAAGAACUGUUCCAAGAACUGCUACAGAUGGAGAAAAGACGGACAAUGAGUCUUCAGUUGGAAACAAAGAAAUCAAAAUCCCAAAAAAGGAAAGAGAAGUUAAAGGGUAAAUGUUCCCUGAUGUAAAUUAUGAGCUGGGAUAUUCCACAUAAACACAUGAAAUGUGAAAUAAUACUGUAAAUAUAACUCAUGUACAUAUUGGAUAUCAUUAAUUCAAGAGAUAUGAUUGAAAACCAAAGUUGAAAAACAAAUAUUACAGAAACUUAAGACAGUAAAAACACAUUAUUUAUGAUACUGGACUGUACAUAGGAUUUAAUGGCAACACCAGAACACAGAUAGGCUGACUUUAUAUGUUUCAUUUGCUAGGCUACUCGAUUAUUGAUGGUCCUGGAAACCUGAAUGCACAUUAUCCUAGUUAUUUGUUUUUAAAUGACUGCUUUAUCAAGAGCUUUUUUGUGUUUACAUAUGCUUUUUCAUAAUGGCUGUUACUUGACACUUUGUAUGACAGAUUUUAAUAUGUUUCUUAUUGUGCAAAACAAUGAAAUAACAAGGCACUAACAUGCAAAAUAUCACCACCUGCCAUUUGUUACAGAUGCCACAUGCUAACCACCAAACACCGAAUACCAAACACCAAACUUCAACCACUGAACAUUGAACACU